AAGACAAGGGCAAUGUCUGUUACCCGGAAGCUAAAGCUGGCCGUGUGUAUUGGCCGGGGAUAAAACCAAACGCCUCCCGAGUUGUGUGUUACAAGCCCGAAGUGAGGUAGACCGCGAUCCUUAUUAUUCAUUUUCAUUCUAGCUUAGGCGCCGAAUCGAUGCUAGAAAACACAUCACCAAAGGCUGACCCCCAGGGCGGUACAGCUAGCCGGUUAGCUAUGCUUGCGGAACUAGCGACUGCAGUGGCUAAUGCUACAGAAUACCACAACACACUGUCGCCACAACGCCUUACACAUUCGACAACCCCGAGAAGUCUGCCGAAGGGCCCCGAGCCUUUACGGGCUGCGGGUUUAACACCGCUACCGCUGCCCCUGCCGCCGGCGCCCUCCACCCCUUACCCAUGGACCUGGAGAUGUCACGGGUGCGAUUCCGAGUAUCCCCUGGCCGUGACCCGGCGAUGCUUGUACUGUAGUCACCGCUUUUGUACAGCACCCCAAACGAACGCACGCAUAAAACGAGGGGUCCCCGGGGAGAGGGAUAGUUGUGAUGCCGAGUUUGAUUACUACGGCUGGGCUGCGUGGGGUGCAUAUCGUCGGUCUGUUGCUGCCAGUCGAAUACUGAGGAACGGCGUCAUUACCGCUGUGGACUCAAGUUGUGAACAAACGAAGGGGUCCCUGAAGCGGAAACGAGGCUGUGAUAUAGGGGCUACGGAUCAUGAUACCUUUGCCAAGUUCGAGCUAACCACGGACGACUACAGGCAGUACGAGAGUGAUACCCGGAGAUCCGUGUGGCGGCCGCUGUCGAGGCUCGCCCAGCAGGGGGCGCAUCGCCGCAAGGAGAAAAUGUACGUCUCUGGACAGUACAGCUGCUGGCUGCAUUGUGACUACCCUACCGAGUGCGUUCGCAGUCUCUACAGGGCCUGGGCUGAGGGUAGGGCUCGCUCUUCUGGGGGGGACCAUUCAUUCGACGGCCGGUCCGACGAAAAACAGGAAUCCAGUAGGAGGCAAAGGGGAAAAGCAAGUCGAGCCGAGGAAGGAGGAAGUAAUAAGAAGAGGAAGAAGGAUGUGGCACACCCCGAACCUUCUCACGGAACGAGAAGGGGCAGUAUGCUUCGGGAGAGCAUGGAAGGGGACAGGUAGAUCCGGGGAAAAAGAGAGAACAUCUGACCCCCAAAACUCGUAUUGACUAGCAGGAGGCCGAAACGAAUCUCGGGAGGC
Molecule: messenger RNA, 1217 nt
Organism: Chaetomium fimeti
Lineage: Eukaryota; Fungi; Ascomycota; Sordariomycetes; Sordariales; Chaetomiaceae
Exons: 2
Coding region: 159-1139 (326 amino acids)
Source: RefSeq, a predicted model, not a curated record